ACAGACAUUUCUACAGAAAGGGGAGACUGAGUUCAGAAACUGGGACACUGGAACACCCCAAAAUGGUAACUGUGCUUUAAUGAGUACAUCUGGUCUGUGGAACAACACCUCCUGUGAUGACCAGCAUCACUUCAUCUGUUAUGAUGGAAAACAAGACACCAACCAAACAUACGUCUUAAUUCAGGAGAACAGGACCUGGAUAGAUGCUCAGAGUUACUGCAGACAGCAUCACACAGACCUGGUCAGUGUGAGGAACCAGACUGAGAACACAGAGAUAGAGAAGAAGAUAUCACUGACGGGACUUCCUGUGUGGAUCGGUCUGUUUCUAGACUCCUGGAGAUGGUCAGACCAGAGUGACUCCUCAUUCAGAAACUGGCAGUCAGGAUGGCCUUCAACAGAUCAGAGACACAACUGCACUCUUCUGUCGUAUUAUGUUCUUGAAAAUGCAGUUUAUUUUUAUUAUUAUUCUGAAAAGAAGAAAUAUCUUGAAUGGAGAAAUCUAAUAAAUCUGCCCUGUGACGUCACCAAUCCUUUCAUCUGCUAUGGCCCAGCUGUGGAGACCCCUGAGAAACCUCAACUGAAGAGACAUGUGGUGAGAAUGAAAGUGACCCCGAAGGAUCCAAAUCUGAACCUCAGUGAUCCUGCUGUUCAGGACGUCAUCUUACAACAGAUAAGGAACAAGCUGAAGGAGCAGGGGUUACCUGCAGACACCAAAGUGACAUGGAAAAAGCAGCCUGAUGGGAAGGUCUUCCACAAGGAGGAAGAGGGGUCUCCCAAGAAAGAAGAGGAGGAGAAGAAGAUGAAGAGGAUGAUGACAAAGAGAGAACUCUAAUUAUGUCAAAUGUUCUCUCCUUUUUUAUUUAGAUUAAUUAUCUGUACUAGGAUGUAUUUUCUGAACCUAAUUAAAUGUGUUUUAUUAAAUAAAUUGUUUAUUAUAAACAUUAAUAGUGUUUUAUCUUGAGAUGUUGUUAUUGAUAAUUUUCUUGACUUUUAUUACAGGGUUUGUUCUCAAGACAGACUUUUCACACAUCAUGUCUGUAAAUGAGUUAUUUGUAGUUAUGUUCAUAUUCAGGGCUGAGAAAAAGUAUUUUCCUCCUUUCUAAUGUUCUCAACUUUUACAGAUUUAAGAUGAAGAAUGUUAUCAGAUCUUCAAAGAAAACAGAAUAUUAGAUAAAGGGAAC
Molecule: messenger RNA, 1181 nt
Organism: Oncorhynchus tshawytscha (Chinook salmon)
Lineage: Eukaryota; Metazoa; Chordata; Actinopteri; Salmoniformes; Salmonidae
Product: lymphocyte antigen 75-like
Exons: 4
Coding region: 80-832 (250 amino acids)
Source: RefSeq, a predicted model, not a curated record